AGGCAUUUCGGCAUCCCCACUGGGCAGGCCUGAGUGAGCACCUUGACCAUGCAGGGGACCUGGAUGGUGUUGGCACUGAUAUUGGGCACCUUCGGAGAGCUUGCUAUGGCCUUACUAUGCUAUACCUGUCCGGAUCCUGUGAGUGCGUCUGACUGUGUCACCAUCACCCCCUGCCACAUCAAUGAAACUAUGUGCAAGACUACACUCUACUCCCGGGAGAUUGUGUUCCCUUUCCUGGGGGACUCCACGGUAACCAAGUCCUGCGCCAGCAAGUGUGAGCCUUCAGAUGUGGAUGGCAUUGGGCAAACCCGGCCAGUGUCCUGCUGCAAUUCUGACCUAUGCAACGUGGACGGGGCACCCAGCCUGGGCAGUCCUGGUGGCCUGAUCCUUGCCCUGGCACUUAUCUUUCUCUUGGAUGUCCUGCUGUAAAGCCAUGGCCCUCUGGCUCCACCCCCUUGUCCCUGACAUCCCGGAUCUCUAAUGCCUAGAAGAAAUACAAUAACCACCUGCA
Mastomys coucha (southern multimammate mouse) is the source of this 511-nucleotide messenger RNA. It is a transcript of the gene Lypd2, whose product is annotated as LY6/PLAUR domain containing 2. NCBI's taxonomy places the organism in Eukaryota, Metazoa, Chordata, Mammalia, Rodentia, Muridae. Gene Ontology annotation, molecular function: acetylcholine receptor inhibitor activity. The coding region runs from base 49 to 429 and encodes 126 amino acids. The record is from RefSeq and is a predicted model, not a curated record. The transcript has 3 exons.